GAGACGAAGAUGGAAGUUACGCAGCUGCAAACAGCUUUCGGGCUGCUGGAAGCCGAACGCAGAAGAACACCAGUCGGGUCCCCCGUGGCACAGAGCAAGGACACAGGGGUCAUGCAAGUCUCCGACGCAGCCUUGCUGCUACGCGUCGAGGCGCUGGAGGCACAAGUUGACGGCCAGGUGCCGCGAUCACUACAGGUGGAGGCGCAGGUGAAAGAGCUGCAAGCUACCAUCGUGCCUUUGGGCAAUCGCAUGCAGGCCUUAGAGGCCGAGCUCCGCAAAUGGGACUGGGACACCACAGCGGCGCGCCUGAAUGCUGCGGAGGCCGAGAUCACUCGACUCGGACGGGACAACAAUUUCGCAGAAGGUGUGAGAUCCGAUGCCGGGGCCUGA
Symbiodinium pilosum is the source of this 390-nucleotide messenger RNA. The record is from the annotation of a GenBank genome assembly. NCBI's taxonomy places the organism in Eukaryota, Dinophyceae, Suessiales, Symbiodiniaceae.